Balaenoptera musculus (blue whale) is the source of this 2152-nucleotide messenger RNA. It is a transcript of the gene SAP18, whose product is annotated as Sin3A associated protein 18. The record is from RefSeq and is a predicted model, not a curated record. The transcript has 4 exons. Bases 21 to 539 code for a protein of 172 amino acids. Gene Ontology annotation, biological process: negative regulation of DNA-templated transcription. Gene Ontology annotation, cellular component: nucleus. Gene Ontology annotation, molecular function: transcription corepressor activity; transcription factor binding. NCBI's taxonomy places the organism in Eukaryota, Metazoa, Chordata, Mammalia, Artiodactyla, Balaenopteridae.
UCGCGAGAGUUUUGGUUCCUAUGCUCGCUGUUGGGGUCGGAGGUCAGGGCGAGGGUCUAGCGGGCCGCAGGAGGAAGAUGGCGGUGGAGUCGCGCGUUACUCAGGAGGAGAUUAAGAAGGAGCCCGAGAAGCCCAUCGAUCGGGAGAAGACCUGCCCGCUGUUGCUGCGCGUCUUCACCACCAACAACGGCCGCCACCACCGCAUGGACGAGUUCUCCCGCGGAAACGUGCCGUCCAGCGAGCUGCAGAUCUACACCUGGAUGGAUGCAACCUUGAAAGAACUGACUAGUUUAGUAAAAGAAGUCUACCCAGAAGCCAGAAAGAAGGGCACACACUUCAAUUUUGCAAUUGUUUUUACAGAUCUUAAAAGGCCUGGCUAUCGAGUAAAGGAGAUCGGCAGCACCAUGUCUGGGAGAAAGGGGACUGACGACUCCAUGACGCUGCAGUCGCAGAAGUUCCAAAUCGGAGACUAUCUGGACAUAGCAAUCACUCCUCCAAAUCGGGCACCACCUCCUUCAGGGCGCAUGAGGCCAUACUGAAUUUUAUUUACUAUUUCUUGAAUUUAUUUUCCAUUCAGUUAUGUAAAAUAAACUUUUGCUUUUUCCUCCUCCCCUUAUUGCCAUUAAGCCUUUAAACGCUAAACAAAUUGUAAUGCAUCUAUUUAGGAGUUAGAUUUGGCUUUGCUGUGGUAUGAAUAUUAAUAGAAGGUCCAUGUUUCACAUUCUUCUGUAAAAUAUGAAAAGUGCUCUUAGCAUUAUAUGUAAAACUGUAUUGUUAAAUAUAUGUUGCAGUCACUUUGAGUGUGAAAGUUAACGGGGCAUGGGUUCAGGGUUUAAUUUAGUAUUGGGGGUUUAUGCUAAGUAGUGGAGUUGGUAUGUUUAAGCCCAAAUGGGGCAGAACAAGAAAGCCAUGAGAUUAUAUUAAAUAGAGCAGGAGUUUGUCGCCCAGAAGGUUGUAUGGAGUUGGGAAGAAGACCUUUGGGAAGGUGGGAGGGGCAGCUGAGGCGUUUUGGAACAGUCUGAGCUGAGGCAAGCUGAAGAAGCUGUCUGUUUGAAGGGAGCGGCCUGCCUGAAUCAAGGUGUGAUGACAAGUUAGAGAAAAGGAGGAUGGGUGCCACAGUGAGGCCUUUUUAUGUUUUAAAAAUGGUAAGAAUGGGGCAUUCUGAGGGCAGGAAGUAGUAUAGAGGAACAAGGGUUAGAACUUAGGAUAAGGAUGGGAAGGUUUACCUUGAAGAUCUGAAAAUACAGGGAGGAAUGAAAGAAGAAUCUUAAGAUCAAGGGAGGUCAGGGAUGAGGUCAAGCAGGGGAUGUUCACGCGCGCUGUUCAGUGCUGGGGCUGACUCGUGUCUGAUUUGAGAGGCGAUAUGCACAGUGGUUAAAACCAGUUGGGCUGAACAUUUAAAUCCUGGUCACACUAACAGCAACCUUGGACAAGUUACUUGAACCUGUUUUUUUUGUUUGUUUAAAAUUUGUAAAAUGGAGGUAACAGCCCAUAGGAUUGUGAAGACUAAUUAAAUGUUUGCAAAGGGCUUAGAAUAGUGCCUGACAUGUAAGAAACAAAGUUAGCUAUAAAGUAGAGUUCAGUCAGAACGGGUGCCAUCUCUACCACGGCACUGUUACAGUCUCAUUUUGAAGUUUAUAAACAGUGUGCAGUAUGUGAUGAGGCCAAUUACCUUUCGUCUACUGCAGUAGAAAAUUUUGAAAAUGUGUAUUCCAAAAUUUGAAAAAAUGUAUUAGCAAAGUAAAAUUGCAGUAAUUUGAUCUUGUACAUACAAAAGCAGCCUUUUAAAUCUAAUGAUUAUAGGAUUGGGGUCCCUGGUGCAGUCAACAGGUGACAGAUGCAAGCCUGGAACCCAGAUCUAGGGCCUCUUCUCCGCUGAAGUUUGCCCAAACCCUUAGAUUCUUUAUUCAUUCACAUUAGAUAGGCUUGAGCUUCUUAAGUCACACAAUUAACUUAAACCUAAUUUUUGGAGAAGAGAAGCCAUGAUUACCUUCCUGUUUAUGGAGAAGAUACGUACUAUGCAGAUCAAGAAGGCAGGAACUCAUUAAAGGACUCUGAAAGCCAACUUUUCACAACGGUGUGAACUCCUACAAUGGGGGCUUCGCCUGUAAUUCCAGGCGAGUUGAAAAUAAAGCGGUUUAUUUGCUUGGUU